This is a messenger RNA of Ruditapes philippinarum (Manila clam), 1041 nucleotides long. Its product is annotated as ficolin-1-like. The record is from RefSeq and is a predicted model, not a curated record. The transcript has 6 exons. Lineage: Eukaryota; Metazoa; Mollusca; Bivalvia; Venerida; Veneridae. Bases 1 to 846 code for a protein of 281 amino acids.
AUGGCCAGGCUUUGCGUUAUCAAUCAGGAAAUAGACCAUGGUAAACUAAAGAUUAAUAAACCUGGAGAAAAUAAGUUCCUUGACAUUGCUUUAGUAAAAUGUGACACUGGGUAUGGUCCAAGUCAACGAGAGGUGAAAUGUCAAGCUUCGGGACAAUGGCAACCUGUAACAUGUAACAGAUUAGUGGAAAAUGGCAACGCUGAUAUAAUAUUUUCUAGGCAAACACUUACUAUUAUUUCCCAGGCAGAUGCAGAAAUCACUGCGGUAUCAUUUGCUUAUGAAAGGUCCGUUUUAUUGGAAUCGUUGCAGAUAUUUCAAAGACGUGUAGAUGGGUCUGUUGAGUUUUAUCGAAACUUUACAGAAUAUGAUAACGGAUUUGGGGACGCCGAUGGAGAAUUGUGGCUAGGCCUGAAGUAUAUACAAGAAUUAGCCGAACAAGGUCCUACAGAAGUUCGUCUUGACAUGACAAAUGAAAACAACGACACAGGGUAUGAGACCUUUCAGGACUUUAAGUUAACGGAUGGAAUAAAAUAUACACUUAACAUUGGGUCACGCAAAGCAUCUGCAGUCAACGUAGCAGAGUGUCUACAGUACAACAACCUAUCUCCCUUUUCAACUUAUGAUCGUGACCUCGAUGCCGGCGCAUCUCGUAAUUGCGCUGUGGACCGGCACGGAGGAUGGUGGUAUAACGCAUGUUCUUACGUCAAUCUGAAUGGUCUAUAUGUUUCACCAGGUACAACAUGUAACUUCGCUAGUGCACAAUCCGGUUAUUGUGGACACACGCAUACAGGGUUUAAUGGACAAAAAGGAUUGACAAGGUCUUCGAUGAUGAUGAGAAGGACAUAGAAAUGUAAUCGUGAUCAUUGUAUUUUCAAAUCAAGUCAGAUAAGUGAAUGGUUUUAUGUGACGAAACAUUUUGGAAAUGAUUUUGUUACAGUUUAUAUUGUGUAAUGUGAAUUUAAACAAAACUCGUACAGUUGACAUGUGCAAAUUAUAAACUAUGCAGCCAAUAUAGAUCGUAAUUUAUUGGUAAAAUUCCUA